Molecule: messenger RNA, 6336 nt
Organism: Spea bombifrons (plains spadefoot toad)
Lineage: Eukaryota; Metazoa; Chordata; Amphibia; Anura; Pelobatidae
Gene: BCL9
Product: BCL9 transcription coactivator
Exons: 11
Coding region: 688-5121 (1477 amino acids)
Biological process (GO): canonical Wnt signaling pathway; positive regulation of transcription by RNA polymerase II
Cellular component (GO): beta-catenin-TCF complex
Molecular function (GO): transcription coactivator activity; beta-catenin binding
Source: RefSeq, a predicted model, not a curated record
GAGAGGGAAAAGGGGGAGGGAAAAUGUCUUGUUUGUGGCUUGUCAGCAAUUGCCUGAGACAAGCUUCCAUGUGUGAAAGCUACUUGGCAUGAAUGCCUGGGCCGUACCAAGUCUCCCAGCGGCCAGAGGGGGAGUCACAAGAAAAGCAGAUCAGUACAGAGGCAGACAAUAGGCCCCUAAAGUGUUCCCCCUAAAGUUGCUUUGAUGUUGUCCCAGUGUCUUCACACUAAGGGCCAGAGAUUGCGAGGAAAGUCGCCUUGUGGUCUCCAUUGAUUCGUCCCCCCUUUUCCUUCUACUUGCAGAAAAUGCAUCUUAAGGAAUCCUCCUGGUGAAAAGAAAAGGUAGCAGCGGCUGAACGUAGCAAAGGAUUACGCGUGAAGGCUGGGAGAACCUUGGGAUGAGGAAUUCUUCUGAGUGCUGAGGGGAUUGUCCACGUUCUACCGCGUUUGGUGAUAUUCCCUUUUCCCGAGGCGGUUGGAUGGGCUGAUAGUCGGCCGGUCGCAGCCACUAGGAAGUCCCGCGUCGCGCACGGCUUGUAAGACCACCGCACCAGGUAAUUUGUUCCUCUGUCGCUCGGGCCCUCAGACUAUCCUCCAGGAUGAGUACUGCUGUCUCGUGAGCCCAGGGACCCGCGCGCCCUGGCGAUGCACGGCGUUCCUCCUGCAACGAGCGGCACAUGUCCGAAGAAUGCUGGAGCUGCAGGAGGGGAGAGCAAACUUCAACAAGAGAGAGCGAAUCAAGAAGGAGAAAGACGAGCAAAAGGACAACACUGACAAAAGCACUUCGCAGAAAGCCCUGAAGACCCCGAGCCCCCCAAAGAACUUGGCCAGCCCCCCCGCGUCUGUGACCGUGAGCUCGGGAUCUCUGUCAAUGCAUUCCAGUAACCCCAAAGUGCGCAACUCCCCGUCAGGAAACACACAGAGCAGCCCAAAAUCUAAGCCGGAGGUUAUGGUACAUCCUCCUUCCGUGAUGUCUCCGUCUGGCAACCCCCAGCUGGACCCGAAAUUCUCCAGCCAAGGGAAGCAGGGAAGCUCUACGAGCCAGUCGCAGGCCUCGCCUUGUGACCCAAAGAGUGGCAACCAUACCCCCAAACCGCUGCAGGGGCCGGGGGGCAGCAUGGGACUCAAGAACGGGGCAGGGAACGGAGCCAAAGGGAAAGGGAAAAGGGAAAGAAGUAUUUCUGCUGAAUCGUUUGACCAGAGAGACCCAGGAACUCCCACUACAGACUCGGAAAUCAAAGAGUGCAACACUACAGAGCCGGUGAUGCCCUUAGAGCCGCACCCCACGCACGCCAUGACCCCUUCCAAUACCUCCGUCCCCAGGUCUUCCACUCCUUCGCACGGGCAGACCAUUCUUGACUCUGCGCCCGAAAGAAAAACUCCAUCGAAAGUGGUCUAUGUCUUUUCUACUGAAAUGGCCAAUAAAGCUGCCGAAGCGGUUAUGAAGGGGCAGGCGGAAUCCAUCGUUCUCUUCCACAUCCAGAGCACCUCAAACAGCAAAGCUGAACGCACUUCGACUCCGACGAACUCUCAGAUACCUGCUACUAUUAGAAAUGAACCCAAAACGAAUGCCCGCGCGCCUACGCCCCAAGAACAGAACCAUUCGCAAGCUGCCAAAGCGCAAUCGAAUCAGACUGGCCCAGCACUGCCUCCCAAGACUACCCCUUCUCAUUGCUCGCUUGGACAGGAUAGCGGGACCGCGGACAACAAAAUCGCAGCCAGCAGCCCGGCCAACGCGAACAUGCUACAGACUGAAGGGUGCAGGCAAAGUUCUACCCCUAACACGCAAGUCCCCAGCCCUUUACCGCAAGGGAACGCCCCCCCUCCCGUAGAUUCCAAGACGGAGACAAAAGCUCCCCCGCAGCCGCUACCGGGAGGAGAUCCAGCGUCUCUGGGUGACAAUCCUGAUGGGCUUUCUCAAGAACAAUUAGAGCACAGAGAACGGUCUUUGCAAACCCUGCGAGAUAUUCAGCGGAUGCUCUUCCCUGACGAGAAAGAGUUUGCCAUAAAGGACAUUACAGGCCAAAGUGGGGGACCUCAACAGAACCCUGGAAUGCUGGACAAUCCACAGAAGAAACUUGAAGGCCCUAUCCAGGCAAUGAUGGCUCAGUCGCAAAAUUUAGGUAAAGGUCCAGGACCUCACCCGGAUGGUGGAAUGCCGUUUGGGCCCCAGGGUCACAGAGAGAUGCCUUUUUCACCAGAGGAUAUGGCACCACCAAUGAAUCCUCAGCCUGGCCAAGAUCACCUGGACCACAUGACUCCAGAGCAGGUGGCAUGGCUUAAAUUACAGCAGGAGUUCUAUGAGGAGAAAAGACGGAAGCAGGAGCAGGCCGUGGUCCAGCAGCGGUCUUUGCAGGAUAUGAUGGUACACCAGCAUGGACCUAGAGGCAUGGUCCGUGGCCCUCCACCUCCUUACCAGAUGAAUCCUGGAGAGAGUUGGGGGCCAGGAGGUCCAGAGCCUUUUUCUGACGGCAUGGGAUUGCCACAUCCUAUGCCACCCAAAGGUAUGCCCCCUCAUCCAAAUGUGCCUGGAAGCCAAAUGCACCGAUUACCUGGGUUUGUUGGCAUGAUGAACCCAGACAUGGAUGGACCUAACGUUCCCAACCCUGCAUCCAGGCCUGGGCUUCCCGGCGUUAACUGGCCUGACGAAGUGCCGAAAAUACCAGACGGACGCAACUUCCCCCCUGGACAAAACAUAUUUAGCGGCCCGGGCCGAGGGGAGAGAUUCCCGAAUCCGCAGGGUAUGCCGGAUGACAUGUUCCAUCAGCACGUUUCGGAAAAGCAACUUGGCGUGCCCCCCGGGAUUAACAUGGAGGCGAUUAGACCUGUUAUGGAAAUGAACCGAGGCAUGGCACCUCAGAGGGGUAUGGAGCCUGGAAGCGGCAUGUUCCCUCGGAUGCCAGGAGAUGCAGCACUGAGCCCAUCGAGGAUAGAAUUCCACAAGGGGAUGCCCCCCAACAUGGGCCCGAACCGAGAGGUGGACUUUGGCAUGGGCCCCGGGAAUAUGAACAUGAAGGUCGACAUGAACCUGAAUGUUAACAUGAAUUCCAACCAGCAGUUAAUGUCUCAGAAGAUGAGAGAUGUGGUUAUGGGCGCCGAGGAGAUGAUGAAGAUGAGACCAGGCAGCUCAGAGAUGCUCCCCAACCAGCAAAAAAUGCAUUCUGCGCCGUUUGAGCACUCCCAGCAGGAGUAUGGCAUGGGUUCCAGGCCUUUUCUCAACAUGCCCCAGGGGCCUGGCGGCGUGUUAAGAAAUCCUAGGGAUCAGAUGGGGCCCGAUCAAAGGACUAAUAGCCGGCUCAGCCACAUACCACCUCUACCUCUCAACCCAAACAGCAACCCGGGCAACCUCAACGUCGCGCCUCCCGGUCAGCGCAGCCUGGGGCGCAAGCCUUUGGAUAACGUUUCUGUUUCGGGCGGUCAAGUGAACUCUCCUGGCGUGAACCCUUUAAAAUCCCCAACCAUGCGCCAGGUCCAGUCUCCGAUGUUGGGCUCCCCAUCCGGCAAUCUUAAAUCCCCUCAAACUCCGUCUCAGUUAGCCGGGAUGCUGACGGGACCGACGGCUGCGGCUGCUGCUUCCAUUAAGUCCCCGCCGGUUAUGGGGUCCGCUGCUGCUUCCCCUGUCCACCUGAAGUCUCCGUCCUUACCGGUACCUUCCCCGGGUUGGACGUCUUCUCCGAAACCUCCAAUGCAAAGUCCGGGGAUCCCCCCGAACCAGCACAAGCAGCCCCUAGGCAUCACCUCACCAGCCAUGAUGGGGAAUAUGGAAUCAGGAGGCCCACCUCCAUCAGUCAGCCAGUCUGCUUCGAUAAAUCACCCCGGAAGUCUUCCCUCCAGCACUAGCUACACAAUGCCGCCUGAGCCUACUCUUUCCCAAAACCCUCUCUCCAUUAUGAUGUCUAGGAUGUCAAAAUUUGCCAUGCCCAGUUCCACACCUUUGUAUCAUGACGCCAUCAAAACGGUGGCUAGUUCAGACGAUGAUUCCCCUCCCGCCCGCUCACCCAACCUACCAUCUAUGAAUAACAUGCCAGGCAUGAAUAUGAACAGCCAGAAUCCUAACAAGAUGCCGGGUCCACAUGGCGGCGUUUCCAUGCCAACACUAAGUCCUAUGGGUAUGACACAGCCCCUGUCCCAUGGUGGCCAGAUGCCGUCUCCAAACGCCAUGGGUCCCAAUGUACCGCCUCACGGAGGUCCUAUGGGACCGGGGAUGAUGUCGCAUAAUCCAAUGAUGUCACACGGCCCUCAAGAUCCUCCCAUGGUACCUCAGGGACGCAUGGCUUUUGCCCAAGGUUUUCCUCAAGUGCAGUCUCCUCCACAAGUUCCCUUCCCGCACAACGGCCCUAAUGGAGGCCAAGGAAACUUUCAAUCCGCAAUGGGCUUUCCAGGAGAAGGACCUAUGGGUCGCCCUGGCAAUCUGCCUCCAAAUGACCCAGCACUUUGUAAGUCUGGCUGUCCGACGGGGCCGGAUUCCUUUAAUGUCAUGGGAAAUAAUAUGCCUUCGGUUUUCACAGACCCGGACCUGCAGGAAGUCAUUAGACCGGGGGCUUCUGGGAUCCCCGAGUUUGACCUGUCUAGGAUUAUUCCAUCGGAAAAACCCAGUCAAACACUGCAAUAUUUCCCUCGUGGGGAAGUUCCAGGCAGAAAGCCGCAACAAGGACCUGGUUUCUCGCACUUGCCUGGUAUGAUGGGAGAGCCAAACCCGAGAAUGGGUCUUCCUAUGCCUGGUAUGGGAGGGCCGGGGCUUACGGAUAUGCCCUUAGGCGGUGGUCCGAACAUGCCAGGCCACAACUCUAUGAGGCCACCGGGUUUUAUGCAGCAAGGAAUGAUUGGACCUCACCAUCGCAUGAUGUCACCAGCACAAUCAGGAAUGCCUGGCCAACUGACUAUGAUGGGAAAUCCAGGAGGGGUGGGUAUGAUGCCAGGAAAAGAGAGAAUGCCUGGAGGACUUUAUAGCCACCCUGGACCCGUGGGAUCUCCCAAUAUGUUGAUGUCAAUGCAGGGGAUGAUGGGACCUCAACAAAACCUCAUGAUUCCCCCACAGAUGCGCCCCAGAGGUAUGCCUACUGAUGUUGGAAUGGGUGGAUUCAGUCAAGGGCCGGGUAACCCUGGGAACAUGAUGUUUUAAGCUGCUACGAAUGGACAAAUUGGAACUUGUAGAAGUGAGAUUGUCUCCCAAGAGAUCUUAACGUAUAAGGAGUCCCAUAUGGCCAUGCAAUAGGUGAAAAAGGACCCAAAUGAAACUUUGGAGGAAACUCAAGAAUGUAUGAAACUAUCUGAGCAUUGCUUUCAUUUAUUCAACAGGUGUUUAGUUUUUGUUUUGUUUUUUUUUUCUUCUCUUUUUUUUUUUUUUUUUUUUUUUUUUAAGAUUUUAUUUUUAAAAAAAAUAUUUUUGUGGACUUUGGUACCCCAUAAUGGCACCUGCUUUUGGGGAGAGAAAAAAAAAUGAAAAAAAAAAUCUGUAGCUGUAUUUUGAGAAUUGCCAUUUGUCAUAAGUUGCACCAUCCUGUAUGUUUACGUUGUUUGGAUUGGCUUCUUCGGGACACUUGGUAACCCUUUUUUUUUUUUGUGUACUGUACUAUAUUGUAAAAGGGAUUUUAGCCGAGACGCUUGAGGGGAGAUUGAUUCAGUGCUGUUUACUUUAAGUGGGUAAUCCAUCUUGUUACUUUUUUUUUUUUUUUCUCCUUUUAACUCCAUUGUAUAGUAAACCAAACUAUGACCUCAUACAAAAAGAGUAUUAUUAAAAAAAAAAAAGCACAAAUGAACUAUUAUGUCCAGUUAGGGGGAUCUCCUUUCUUUAAAAAAAAAAUUAAAAAAAUCUAAAAAUAAUAAAAAAUCAGACUGUGGAGAGCAACUACAUUUUUGUUUGUUUUUGUCUGGUUUGCUCCCUCCCAAUCUCAUCAUUCUAUGUAGGUGUAAUGUCCUUGUUUGUUGUUUUUUGUUUUUUUCCCCCCCCCGCUGUGUUGUGUUUUUUAUUUUGGGGGUGGGGGAUAAAUCUAGGUGAGAACUGGCUCCAUAUUUUGGUAAUUCUUAAUCAUGUUCACCCUGAAGCCAGGCUAGAAUGCCUUUUCAUAUAUCCAUGGGCUGUCAGACCAUAUGCAGUAAUUAUCCUGACUCUUAGGAAUCCCAAAUAAUUCAUGAUGCGGGAGUGGAUGCGGUGGGAUAUAUAUAUAUAUACGAGAGUUUUUUUUUUUCUCCAUUUUGUGACGGUUACUUUUCACUCUUCCUCUUGUCCCUCUUACCCCAGCGUUUUAAAGCAUUCUGUGUAAUCUCCAUUAAAUUUGGUACAAAACCACUUGCCAGGGCUGUGGUGUUGGAAAAAUAAAAUAUAUUUCUUACAAAA